AGGGAGAAGGGCAUAAGAAUGGUGUCAGCUCCAAGUCCCAAAGAUUUUGUUACUCCUGUCCUGUCUGCCUCCUCCUCCCCUGCCCCCCUCCACUCCAUGGUGCUGCACCACCGCGGCGCACCACCUGCGUAGCGCAAGCUCCAACAGAAGCAAAGCUUGAGAGGCUCCCGGCCAGUCCAGGGAAGGGGAGGAGGCAAGGAUGGGAUCCCCCAAGACGUCCAAGAGCUCGAUGAAGCAGGGCAUCUGGCGCCGGAGGAUCGGGGCGCCCUUCGCCGCCGUCCUCGUCGCCGCCGUCCUCGCCGUCGUUGUCUUCUCCGGCCAGUUCGCCAAGGGCCCCAACGCUUCCUCCCAAUUCGCUCCGGUACAAGUCGACAGCACCCUGCGGCCCAGGCGCGAUAAGCCGCUCUCCACAGAUCAAGACUUUGGGAGAACGGGUUCUUCAAAUCCACAAGACGAGGACGCUGAGUUAAAAAAUGAGAAUGAGCAAUCCCCCAACAAGGAGGAAGCAACCGAAGUGCAGAAACUAUCUCAGGCGGCUGGUAUUGAACAAGACGACGAUUCCUCAAAUCCUGACUCGUUGGACAAGGAAUCUCCCUCACAAAGUGAGGAAGGAGGAAGUGCUGCAGAGUCCGCACCAUACACCAAGUGUACAACUCCAUCCGACACAAAGAUCUGUGAUCUCUCCAACCCACGCUUCGACAUCUGUGAGCUGUGUGGCGAUGCUCGCACGGUUGGACAGUCCUCCACUGUUGUGUAUGUGCCACAGAACCGCGCUUCCAACAGUGAAGAGUGGAGUAUCCGAGCACAAUCCCGAAAGCACAUUCCCUGGAUCAAGAAAGUGACCAUCAAAUCUGUGAAUUCCACAGAACCAGAACCCAAAUGCACCUCUAAGCAUCACAUCCCAGCCAUUGUCUUUGCGCUAGGUGGGCUAACGGCAAAUGUCUGGCAUGACUUCAGUGAUGUCCUUAUCCCACUGUUCCUCACUGCCCGUCAAUUCAAUGGAGAUGUCCAGCUCGUCAUCACCAACAAUCAGCCCUGGUUCAUUAAGAAGUACUCUGCAAUCUUUAGCCGCCUCACACGGCAUGAGAUUAUUGAUUUCGAUGCAGAUAACCAGGUCAGGUGUUAUCCGCAUGUCAUUGUUGGUCUCAGGAGCCACCGGGACCUUGGGAUCGACCCAAGUUUUUCACCACAGAACUAUACAAUGGUAGACUUCCGGUUAUUUGUCCGAGAAGCCUAUGGACUGCCUUCAGCUGAAGUGGACAUACCCUAUAAGGCCGACAAAGAUGACCCUGACAAGAAGCCCCGGAUAAUGCUCAUUGACAGGGGUAAAACAAGGAAACUCGUCAACGCAGCACAUGUUGAACAGGGGCUGGAUUGGUUUGGUUUUGAGGUGGUCAAGGCCAACCCAAAGAUCGAUUCUAAGCUUGAUGAAUUUGUCCGCCUUGUUGACUCCUGUGAUGCAAUCAUGGGAGUGCAUGGUGCGGGCUUGACUAACAUGGUAUUUCUGCGGUCCAGGGGAGUGGUGGUGCACAUUGUGCCAUAUGGGAUCGAAUUCAUGGCUGAUGGGUUCUAUGGUGCACCUGCUCGGGACAUGGGCCUGAGACAUGUCCAGUACAAUAUCAGUGCAGAGGAGAGCACGCUGCUGGAGAAAUAUGGUUGGAACCAUACUGUUAUCAAUGAUCCUGAAACCAUCAGGAAGGGUGGAUGGGAGAAGCUUGCGGAGUUCUACAUGUCCAAACAGGACAUUAUGCUUAAUAUGACAAGGUUUGGACCAAGCCUGUUGAAUGCAAUAGAGUUCAUCAUGUAAGUUUGUGAGAUGAGGUUUUUGAGUUUGUUGUAGCUAGCAGCAUUCUACAGUUUCACGAAAAAAAUACGCUUCGUUUUUUAUUUUUUGAGUUGCGAAUAGGUGGAAUAGUUCUUGUUUGUUCUUCUAGUGCUGCCUCUGUAUAGGAUUGUGACAGUAAGAUUUGAUUAGCCAUGAUGUACUGUUACAGGCAAGAUGACAAUAAACCUGAAUGCUGAGUCUUUUUUAGAACCAAA
Oryza brachyantha (malo sina) is the source of this 2040-nucleotide messenger RNA. RefSeq names its product beta-1,2-xylosyltransferase XYXT1-like. The coding region runs from base 200 to 1807 and encodes 535 amino acids. Gene Ontology annotation, molecular function: glycosyltransferase activity. NCBI's taxonomy places the organism in Eukaryota, Viridiplantae, Streptophyta, Magnoliopsida, Poales, Poaceae. The transcript is spliced from 6 exons. The record is from RefSeq and is a predicted model, not a curated record.